Candidozyma duobushaemuli is the source of this 552-nucleotide messenger RNA. Its product is annotated as snoRNA-binding rRNA-processing protein. The record is from RefSeq and is a predicted model, not a curated record. The coding region runs from base 1 to 552 and encodes 183 amino acids. Gene Ontology annotation, biological process: rRNA processing. Gene Ontology annotation, cellular component: small-subunit processome; Mpp10 complex; small ribosomal subunit. Gene Ontology annotation, molecular function: rRNA binding; snoRNA binding; structural constituent of ribosome. The transcript has a single exon. NCBI's taxonomy places the organism in Eukaryota, Fungi, Ascomycota, Pichiomycetes, Serinales, Metschnikowiaceae.
AUGGUCAGAAAACUUAAGCAUCAUGAGCAGAAAUUGCUUAAGAAAGUUGACUUUCUCAACUGGAAACUGGACCAGGGUCACAGAGACACCACUGUUAUGGCCCAAUACCAAAUCAGCAAUAGAGAAGACUACCACAAGUACAACAAGAUCUGUGGUGAUAUCAGAAAGAUAGCUCACAAACUCUCCUUGCUACAACCCACGGACCCUUAUAGAAUCAAGCAUGAGCAGCUUUUGCUCGAAAAAUUAUACAAUAUGGGCAUUUUGGCCACAAAGUCGAAGAUCUCAGACCUAGAAAAUAAGGUUUCUGUGAGUGCCUUUUGCAGAAGACGUAUUGGUGUGGUGAUGUGUCGCCUUCGAAUGGCCCAAAAUAUGAAAGAUGCCAACCUUUUCGUUGAGCAAGGCCACGUGAGAGUUGGUCCUAACGUCAUCACCGACCCGGCCUACUUGGUCACCAGAAACUUGGAGGACUACCUCACCUGGGUUGACAGCUCCAAGAUCAAGAAGAACUUGCUCAAGUACAAGAACAAGAUCGACGAUUACGACUUGGCCUAA